This is a messenger RNA of Pyrgilauda ruficollis (rufous-necked snowfinch), 1514 nucleotides long. RefSeq names its product glial cells missing transcription factor 1 (gene GCM1). Lineage: Eukaryota; Metazoa; Chordata; Aves; Passeriformes; Passeridae. The transcript is spliced from 5 exons. Gene Ontology annotation, molecular function: DNA-binding transcription activator activity, RNA polymerase II-specific; RNA polymerase II cis-regulatory region sequence-specific DNA binding. Bases 96 to 1289 code for a protein of 397 amino acids. The record is from RefSeq and is a predicted model, not a curated record. Gene Ontology annotation, biological process: gliogenesis; regulation of transcription by RNA polymerase II. Gene Ontology annotation, cellular component: nucleus.
UCCUGGUUGUAAACUGCUUGAGACUGCUGACAGCCAGGCAACUUCAAAAGCAACCAGGAGCGACUUUCUUGCUAACUUUGGGAAGGAAUUCAAAAAUGCUGAAAGGUGCAGAUGAUUCUGUUAUGGAGCAGGAGGACUCUGCUUCCCAACAUGGAGAAAUGACGAGUUGGGAUAUCAAUGACAUCAAACUUCCUCAGCAUGUGAGGCAGACAGACUGGUUUCAAGAAUGGCCAGAUUCCUACGUAAAACAUAUCUAUAGCUCAGAGGAUAAAAAUGCUCAGAGGCACCACAGCAGCUGGGCAAUGAGAAACACCAACAACCACAACUCUCGCAUCUUAAAAAAGUCCUGCCUUGGGGUGGUGGUUUGUGGUAACAACUGCUCUACCUUGGAUGGGAGGAAGAUCUACCUAAGACCAGCCAUAUGUGAUAAAGCCAGGCAAAAACAACAGCGGAAAUGCUGUCCAAACUGCAGUGGACCACUGCGGCUCCUGUCCUGCCGAGGCCACGGUGGUUACCCAGUUACCAACUUCUGGAGGCAUGAAGGCCAAUUCAUAUUUUUCCAGUCCAAAGGAGCUCACGACCACCCACGUCCAGAAACAAAACUAGAAGCAGAAGCAAGAAGAUCAAUCCAAAAAGCAAAGACAGCUUUUUCUUCAUCUUCUCUAAGACUAAAAAGAGUCCAGGAGAUUGAGUCUCUGGCAGGUGCAAUGCCAACACAGGAGCCUUUGCCUUUGCUUCUUUCCAACCCGGAUGCUCACAUGCCACCUGCUAAUUUCAGGGGACAUUUAAGCAAAAGCUCCCAGGAGCCAACGCUGAGCAGCUGCUCUGGGCAUCUUCCAUACCCAAGGACAGCUGGGGAGGAUGAGGCCUCCAGGGAGCCACCAACCUGGAGCCGAAGGCUGUCCCUCAGGGGGACCCCCAGAGCUGAGAGGCUGCGCAGUGUCCCUGCUGUGCCCAGCACAGCCCCCUCUCCCCAGCAGUGCGCCCACCUCAGCACCCAGCACGUGGCAGAUGGUGGCCAUGACCCCUUCAGGUCUGAUGUGGGCUCUUUGGGAGAUGGAUCCUGUGGGGUGAAAUCCCCUCUGGCCUACAGCAGCGUCUGCCUCUGUCUGCCGCCCCACCCCGUGCCUCAGGGAGAGCCCUGCCCCAUGGCGAGUGCGGCACAGCCUCACCCACAGCUCUCGCUGCCUCCAAGGGGAAGCGGAGGAGACAGGGGUGGGGGAGGCCACCAAGUCUGUCUCAACUACUGCAACAACGACAUGUUUUUUAACCUGUACCCAUUACGGUGACUGGGUUCAAAUGUCCCUGCUCGCCCCUCCUGUGGCAAUGGGUCCAGUUCUCCACCCCUGUGGCAACACAGACCUUAAGAGUGCUACCACAACAGGUCUCACUUUAGCUCCUCUUGCAGGCCCCAGAAGGGGCUUUCGUACCUGAAGGCUUGUCUUUGUUCCUUUUUAUUUAACAGUUUUAUUUCCCACCACUGUUUCAUGGAUCUAAUAAAAGCUAUCAGCUCC